AUGGCCGAAUCAUCAGCUGCAGAGAAAUCCCCCUCAGAUAUUAUUCUCGGUUCACAUUCUGCUGAUGUCGUGCACUUCAAUGGAUCUGAUGACCCUUUCAACCCCGCCAACUGGCCAUUUCCCAAAAAAUUCGUUACCAGUGCGCUUUACGGCUUGAUGAGUUUCGGAUCUGUCUGGGCUUGUGCUAUAUAUGCCUCUAGCAACAGCCAGAUCGCAGCUGAAUUCCAUGUCUCCCCUGUAAUUGGAACAAGUCUCCUUAAUUUUGGGGAUUCUUUGGAUCGGCACCCAUUACAUGUACGGAGGAGUGUAGUUGUUGAUAUCUUGGAUAUACCGCAACAAGGCAAUACUUUUGUUGGCUAUACACUUGUUGUCUGCGUCAUUCUUUCGAUAGUUAGUUCAUCAGAUGUUUCAGUUAGUUUCACCAUCCUCGACAACGGGAUUCUACAAAUCCUUAUACUACCCCGCGAUCCCACUGGCAACCCCUCAUUGCACGCGGAAUGGAAAGAAAACACCAUCUCGGUCAAAGAACUAAUAGUUAACGAUCAAAUUUGGCCUGCGCCCCCUUCAGCUGCUAAUGACACCAAUCUGCUUCGCCAUCACCGUCUUACGUUUCAUUCAUCUACAGCGUAUUCGACGCCAGCCUCGUAUCUUUCCCUGUCAUCUUCUCGUAAACUCGGGGCUGGAACUGGCUUCUCGCACUCCUAA
Molecule: messenger RNA, 705 nt
Organism: Paracoccidioides lutzii Pb01
Exons: 4
Coding region: 1-705 (234 amino acids)
Source: RefSeq, a predicted model, not a curated record